This is a messenger RNA of Penicillium odoratum, 1074 nucleotides long. RefSeq names its product FabD/lysophospholipase-like protein. Gene Ontology annotation, biological process: arachidonate metabolic process. Lineage: Eukaryota; Fungi; Ascomycota; Eurotiomycetes; Eurotiales; Aspergillaceae. The record is from RefSeq and is a predicted model, not a curated record. The coding region runs from base 1 to 1074 and encodes 357 amino acids. Gene Ontology annotation, cellular component: membrane. The transcript has 4 exons.
AUGACGGGCUCGGACGAGCCGUUGAGGAUCUUGUCACUUGAUGGCGGUGGAAUCCGUGGAAUCUCAAGCCUUCUCAUCUUAGAGAGGAUUAUGCAGAAGAUCGGGAAUGCCAAGGGUCUUAGUGACGUUCCGCGACCGUGUGACCAUUUUGACUUGAUCGGUGGCACAAGCACUGGAGGAAUCAUCGCCAUAUUGCUUGGGAGAUUAGGCUUGACUGUCGACGAAUGCAUAACCGCCUACAGAAAGGUUGCUAAAAAGGCCUUCACUCCGAAAAGGACGUCGUUUUUGCCAGCCGCACCCAAAGGAGCAUUCUCGGAAAAGUCACUUGAGGAUGCUAUGAAAGAGAUCGUAAGGGAGUACUGCACCGAUAUCGAUUGCGUGACACGUCGGCGCGAGGGCCAUGCGACUGUUAAGACAUGUCCUCAUUCUGACAUGGCAUUCCGAGACCAUGGAUGCAAGAAAACCGUGGUCUUGGCGAUCACAAAAGAUAAUAUCGAUGCACCACCAACCCUCUUCACAACAUACGAUUCAUCGGCGGCCUUCGCAACCUCUACCCUUUGGCAGGUUGCGCGUGCUACUUCAGCAGCGACCACCUUUUUCAAGUCAAUCAAAGUCGGCCGCGAUCAAAUCGAGUUCAUCGAUGCUGCUUUCGGAUACAAUAAUCCAAGUGAGAUCAUGAUCCAGGAGGCUCAGCGAGAAUUCCCUGGACGCACAAUCAGGAUUCUCAGCCUCGGAGCAGGUCUCGGGGAUGUCAUUACCAUCAAAAAUACACGAGUAUCUAUCAUCACUGCUUUGAAGAACAUCGCCACGUCGUCCAAGAGAGUAGCAGCAAAUAUGGACUUUCGCUUUGGCGAUAGUGGCGAAUACCAUCGGUUCAACGUGGUUCAGGGUCUUCAAGACAUCACAUUGUCUGAUUGGGAGGAGGCUAGUACCAUUUCUGCACACACUUACAACUAUCUGAAUGAGAGUGAACGUGCGCUUAAGAAAUUUGUCGAUGACUUCAUCCAUCAACCUCAAGAAUCUGCGCUGGGCUUGGAGGAGGCAGUAAAGCAGGGCAAAACGAUCACAAGUUAG